AAGGUGGCGGAGGAGCGGCUUCUGUGGAUUUCACAUCCCCAAAAUGGGCAGAGGAGGAGGAUCUACUACUUCUUCAUCCUCGCUUGAAAGCAGCAAUUUCCCAUCUCUUUCAACUAGGUCUUCUCUGUAUCAGCACAGCCGAGACCUUAGCACAGAUCUCAGACUUGGACUCAGCAUUGCAGCUUCUCAUCAGGCCAAUCCUUCUACUCCAAGUGAGUCAGAUUGGGCACCGAUCAAGCCGGUUUUAAAGAAGGCACUAAUAUCAGAAGAAAAUGAGUGCAACAGUCCCACCUUCUUUGUCAAGGUUUACAUGGAAGGCAUUCCAAUUGGCAGAAAACUAAACCUAUUAGCCCAUGAUGGUUACCAUAACUUAAUAAGGACUCUUGAUCAUAUGUUCAACACUUCCAUUAUCUGGGCUGAAAUGGAUGGUGAACAUUCAGAACAGUAUCAUGUGUUGACAUAUGAAGACAAAGAAGGAGAUUGGUUGAUGGUUGGGGAUGUACCAUGGGAGAUGUUCUUAUCCUCUGUGAGGAGAUUGAAGAUCACAAGGGCAGAUUUAUAUAACUGAUGCUUUUGUUCAUAUCAUCCUUCAUGAAGUCGCUUACUCGCUUUUAUUUCUCAGCUGGGGAUCAUGGAAAAUAAUUAAUAGAUAAGCUGGAAGAUAGUCAUGAUAAUGUUUGAGAAUCAUAGAUGUAUAUUCCUAUAAAAAGAAAUGAUAGAAAAGAAAAAAAAAAGUUUUUGCCUUUUGCUUG
Molecule: messenger RNA, 752 nt
Organism: Manihot esculenta (cassava)
Lineage: Eukaryota; Viridiplantae; Streptophyta; Magnoliopsida; Malpighiales; Euphorbiaceae
Product: auxin-responsive protein IAA30
Exons: 4
Coding region: 44-568 (174 amino acids)
Biological process (GO): regulation of DNA-templated transcription
Cellular component (GO): nucleus
Molecular function (GO): protein binding
Source: RefSeq, a predicted model, not a curated record